AUGAGGUCAUCAAAUACUAAUCCAUUCAAGGAUCAGCCUUACUCUUUCGCAAAGAAGUUUGUGCCUUAUACAUUAUGUGCUUUUCUUCCUGUAGCCCUCAUUUAUUUAUAUUUCGACCCUUUCUCUCUUUCUCCCACCGAUCAGCUAUAUUGGAACAAUCGUGUCGUCGUCCAUUCUUCUCCUCCUCCUCCUCCUAUUUCGCUAGAAGAGAGGAAAAAAACUGGUGUUCGAACAUCAUGUGACUACAGCAAUGGGAAAUGGGAUCCAACCAAUUUAGGCCCUUUAUACAAUGGCACAACCUGUGGGACAAUUAAGCACGGCCAAAAUUGCAUGGUUUUUGGCAGGCCAGACAAGGAUUACCUCUAUUGGAAAUGGACCCCUAAAGAAUGCAAACUCCCCAGAUUUGACCCCAAAACUUUCCUUCAACUCCUCGAAAAUAAGCACAUAGCCUUCGUAGGGGACUCCUUGGCCAGAAACCAAUUGGAAUCAUUGCUGUGUUUGGUGGCCACUGCCUCAAGCCCUAAUCUUUUCUACACGGAUGGUGAAGGCAAGUUUAGGAAAUGGAAUUUCCCUUCUCAUAAUAUGAAUAUAUCGAUUUAUUGGUCUCCAUUUCUAGUACGAGGUAUCGAGAAAACCCUCGAAAACAAUUUCAACACAUUGUACUUGGAUUCUGUGGAUGAGAGAUGGGCUUCAGACAUGGAUCAUAUAGACAUUCUUGUUUUGUCGGUUGGACAUUGGUAUUUACAUCCUGCAUAUUAUCACUAUGGAGAUUCUGUACUAGGUUGUCAUUACUGUCAAAACUGUACAGAAAUUGGAUUCUAUGAUGUUUUUGGCAAGGCAUUGAAUACUACAUUUCAAACAGUCAUAGAAAGAAGAGGAUCCGAUCCCGGUGGGAGUGAAAUUAGUGUGGUGUUGACUACAUUUUCACCGGCACAUUUUGAAGGGGAAUGGGACCAAUUUGGGGCAUGUUCUAAGAUUAAGCCUUAUGAUGAAACUGAGAAGAAGCUUGAAGGGAUGGAUUUAGAAAUGAGGAAAGUAGAAUUGGAACGAGUGAAUUUUGCAAAAUUAAAGGCUGAGAAAUUCGGUAACAUAAGAUUUGAAGCAUUGGAUGUGACAAAAUUGGCUUUGUUGAGACCGGAUGGGCAUCCCGGGCCUUAUAUGAACCCCUUUCCAUUCGCUAACGGAAUUGCCGAUCGUGUACCGAAUGACUGUGUGCAUUGGUGUUUACCGGGGGCAAUCGACACAUGGAAUGAGAUUUUGUUAGAUGUCAUCAAGAGAUGGGAGAGUAGAGUAGGAAGAUAA
This is a messenger RNA of Fraxinus pennsylvanica, 1302 nucleotides long. The record is from the annotation of a GenBank genome assembly. Lineage: Eukaryota; Viridiplantae; Streptophyta; Magnoliopsida; Lamiales; Oleaceae.